Molecule: messenger RNA, 1692 nt
Organism: Aphanomyces astaci
Lineage: Eukaryota; Oomycota; Saprolegniomycetes; Saprolegniales; Verrucalvaceae
Exons: 3
Coding region: 1-1692 (563 amino acids)
Biological process (GO): DNA integration
Molecular function (GO): nucleic acid binding
Source: RefSeq, a predicted model, not a curated record
AUGGUGUUUACCAAGGACUCUCUGCCUCAGUGGUUUGCUGUGUUUGGGGUGUGCUACGAGUGGGUUUCCGAUCAAGGCACCCAUUUCAAGAACCAGGUCAUGACUGACCUGCAGCAUGUCCUUGGCGCCCACCACCAUUUCACCACUGAUCGCUGUCCAUGGGCUAAUGGGACCGCCGAGGUGGUUAUGAGUCAGCUUCUACGCCUGUUUCGGGCAUGCCUCAGUGAGUGGCGCAUGGCGACGACCCAAUGGAAUCAGAUCCACAUGGUAGUCAUGCUCAUCAUGAACCGGCUGCGCUCCCCAUCCCUUGGCGGCGUGGCCCCCGUGACCGCUAUGUCCGGCCGUCCAGCUAUGUCACCCUUGGACACCAUCAUUCUUCCUGGGUCUCUCAAGUCUGCUACGUUGGCGGAGAUCGAGUCAAUGCAACGUGCCAACAUCAACCGAGCACGUGAACCCAUGGAUGCUAUGCACAAGGAGAUGAAUGCGACAAAUUCGUUGAAGCGUGACCGAGCCUGCAAGACCCAUAACAAGAAGCGAGGCAUGCAAAUGGGCCAAUUCGUUGUUGGAUAUUACAUGUUCUAUCAAGAUGUGUGGCAGCACCAUCGUGCCAAGUUGCGGACCACAUGGUGCGGCCCUGCUGUUGUGACAGCUGUGGCCAAACCAUGGAACAAGGGACUUCAAUGCGGUAAAAGUGUCAUGCUCUCAUCGUCGGAUCUUGCUGCUCUCGUUCGACGACGACGCUCCAUGUCAUUGCGCCGUCGACUGCUGUACAUGGAACAACUCUUUGCCACCAUUGAGCGACCGAUUAUCCCGGACAUUAGAUUCGACAUUUCAAGCCUGAACAACACGGACGCAAUUCUCAAGUUCCGUUUCGACGUGUGUGGUAUUCAAAAGCUGACCACGUUGCUCAAAGUGCCUGGUGUAUUCAUAACCUCGUCAUUGGAUCGUUGUCAUGCUGCCGAGGCCUUGUGCAUUGUUCUGUUCCGGCUCUCCUACCCCCGGCGAUACAUCGACAUGGUGGACUUGUUUGGCAGAUCCCGCGAGUCGCUUUGCCGUAUCUUCAAUGGCAUGGUGGACUCUUUGUACGACACGUGGAAGCAGCUCAUUUACUUUUCACGCGCUGUGGCUCUCUCGCGCCUUGACGACUACAAAUCGGCCAUUAUUUCAAAGGGAUCCCCCGUGACCAGCAUCUUUGCAUUCAUUGACGGGUCGAAAAUUCAAACAUGCCGCAUCACUCAAUCGCCUGGCUUGGAAGCGACCCCCGACUUACAGCGCUACAUUUACAGUGGACACAAGCGGAUGCAUUGCCUGAACUUUCAGGCUUUGACUGCGCCUGACGGCUUGUGCAUUCACUUCUGGGGACCCAUCGAAGGCAGCCGCCAUGACACGACACUACUGCGCGAAAGUGAGCUUCUCGCCUAUUUGGACAAACAUAUCGCGGAUUUUGGUGGCUCAUACAUCUAUGGGGACCCGGCCUACGGCUGCAUUCCAUGGAUAAUGUCUGGAUUCAAAGGCAAGCAAAUCAGUCAACAACAACGAGCGUUCAACGGUGCCAUGAGCCGUGUGAGAUUGGCCGUUGAGUGGUCGUUUGGACGAAUGAAGACACUUUGGCCAGCCAUCACGUUUAAAAUGCAGCAAAAGAUCAUGCUCCAAAAUGUUGGCAAGCUCGUACUUCAACUUGGAGCCACCUAG